CGUCGACCACAGCCCUCUCGAUGCGUGCUUUUUUGCGGAGCGUUUACAGUAAGUCGAUCAGGGUCAGUGCUAUGGCUCAUGCAGCUGUUGAACCUCCAAAGUAUAUUGAUGGAUCUCGGAUAAAACAGUUCCUUAAAUAUGAAGAUCUUAUACCCGUUAUUGAAGAGGCUUUGUUGAAUUUUUCUGCCCGUGAGAGCGGUGGGAUUGUCCAGCCCGUGCGCUCUUCGGUGGCUGUAGAAGAUCGUGGGUAGGCAUGCAAUUAUUUAUUUGUACUUACUUCAGAUGUUAUUUUUGGUUACGUUUCUGUUUAUAUAAAUGCAUCGACAAUCUUCCAAAAAUCUGUUGUUAAAAAUUUAACACAAAGGAUUCCCGGGGGGACUCGGCAUAGGAAAGGGGUGGUGAUGCUCGUCGUCUCGCUUAGGGGUGUAAAUUUCGGAUUUUGGUCUCACUUAGGGUGUUCUGGGCAAAACGCCAUCAUAUUUAGCCGUGAAGGUCUCGUUUAGGGUUGCACGCGAAAAAACAUAAAGAUAUAUAUUUGAUAUGUAUAUUGUUUUGGUCUCUUUUAGGGGUCAAAAAUAGCUUGAGCCACGCCCAAAUCGGUCUCCUUCAGGGGCUUAAUUCAAAAUUUCCAAUGAGUAUCCCCACCCCUUUAAUAUGCGGAGUCCCCCCCGGAAAGGAUUUAAAUAAUCAAUGAUCGGCCAUCAGUUGCACACUUAUUAGCUCCAUCCCGAGUAAAAAUUUUACAGGACACUCCAUUUUGAACCCGCCUCCGCCCCCACUGAGGGAAGGCCUUUUUCAGUGGGGACUAAAUCGAAUCUGUUGGAAUCUCGAAUUUGGGCUGGAUUUUUCCUUGCAUCGGAGCUGUAGCCUGACAUGUAAAAAUGCCCCCUCCUCUAAUCAAAGUGCCCCUUCUCUGAUUUUUUUGGAGGGGAAUGGGCGACUGUACACAGGCUAGGGAGCUGUUGAUAGUCCCUAAUUCCUUUAUCAAUGAUGUGUUAUUUGAGUCAAGUUAUAUUAGUUAAACUGGGCUUCAACUGACCAAAUCCGUAGUAAUGAGAACUAAACUUACUGGGGAACCUCUUAAAAGAACAACAGGUUUCGUUUACUUAAUACACAUUUAUAUUAGCACACUGAGACAAUAGUCUGCAUUAGAGCCGCACAGUUACUCAUGACCUAGAUAGGCUAGAACUUGAUUUAGAUUACAGACUGUCUGUGAUGCAGGCUAUGAGUGACAUUAAUGGUCAGAAAUAUUAUUAUCAUAUCUUUUCCACUUCAGCUUUUUUCUUGUUAUGCCUGCAUAUUCAGCUAAAGACAAUGCUCUUGCUGUGAAACUGGUAACAGUAUUUCCAGAGAAUAGUGAGCAAGGCCAGCUACCAGCAAUUAUGGCAAAUGUCAUGGUGUUUGACUCAAAAAAUGGUUUGCUUAAAGCAGUGAGUUUUUUCUUUCUUUUUUUAUUAACCGAAUUUUGUUCAAUGACGUAGCAAGACCCUUGCUAUUUUUUUCUUCAACUUUAGUGGCCAUUCCAUGAGAUGAUUUUAACCUAUCGUUUUAAUAUGUUAUGUAUUUAUUUGCAAGAUCAUGGAUGGAGUUGUGAUCACAGAUAUGAGGACUGCCGCAGCAUCUGCUGUCGCUACCAAGGUAUAGAUAGACAGACGCAUGUACCUCAGGUAUCUGAUUGAACAUCAGCUUUGUAGCAAAUGUGUUUUAAACUCUCCCUGCUCAUGGGAGUCUCCUGUCUUUUGUGCAUGGCUUACAAAAUCUCUAGGCUUAAGUUGACUUUUUUAAUGCUUUGCUCUUUCAAAGUUUUCCAAAAUCUCACUGAAUGCAUUUUAUUAUUAUUAUUAUUAUUAUGUCGUAGUAUGAAACUUUGGAAUGCUGUCCACAUUAUGAGUAGUAUAGGGCGCAUAGCAUAACCUACACCACUUGAGAAGCUAUACUUAGAAGAAAAAAAAGGUCGAUACGAAACCUAAUACAAUCCUAAAAUACAUAGUGAUAGGAAUCUCUCUACUUAAAAAGCCAGUUUAGAAUAUUUUUAAAUUCUGAUACUCUGUAAAACCUUCACUAUCUCUACUAAAAGCCUAUACAUAGUGAUAUAAAUCUCUCUACUUAAAAAGCCAAUUUAGAAUAUUAUUAAAUUCUGAUACUCUGUAAAACCUUCGCUAUCUCUACUAAAAACAUAUUUAUAAUAAUAUCACACUCUAAUGUUCUAAAAAAUCUAAGUAAAAACGUCAGCAAGCUUGUGUUUCUAGAUUUCUAGAGAAAAAACAAAAACCUAGAAACUGAAGUCCAUAGCGCCCUAACUAAGUAUUUAUCUUAAAUGUUCUGGCAAUGUUUAAAGUGUUUGAGUUGACCGACUUCUGCAUCCGCUCAAGUACGCUCCGUGCUCUCGCUCCAACUAGCUUCCUCACCGACUUCUCUAUUGUAGGUGUUUAGAGUAACCCCCCAGUACGUCAAUUAUUACGUUGUACUGUUCAACCCUGUAAUCAUUGUAUCUCUACUUCAGCUCCCACAUCAUGGGCCCAUACUUGAGUGUCUUUUCCUCAUCUUUCUUAGCUCUACUCUCAAUCCAUGGGCAGCUCAUUUCAAUUGUGCAGACUUCUUUCCUCUCGUGCUUUGGUUGACAAGUCCCGCGUCGAUCCGAUUUGCUCUAACUUCGUUGUGCUCUGCAUAGAUGGGAAUAUCCCAAAACGCCUCACUUGUGGUGCUCUGCUAGGCUGGUUUUGGCAUCACCGGUGAGUACCAUGGUGGAACCUCUUCCAUUAACCCAUGCUCUCGCAGGAGCUCAAAAAACAGAAUCUUCAAAGCUGCAUUAUGCCUGUAUAGGUACUUGGUUUGUGCCAGGGAGGAACAUCCAGCCAGUACAUGUGCAACGCUCUCAGCUACCUUCCCACAUAACCUGCAUAGAACUUCGCCGUCGGUGGAGGUUUGCGUCUUCUCCUUUGUGUAGAGCUUCGUAGGUAACAACUGCUCAUACAAUUCAUACACGCCCACGACGGUAUGUGUAGGGCAUGUAGCCCAACCUUUUAACCAUGCAAAGCAGCUGGUUAUGCUUAGGGAAAGUUCAUUUAAUAUGACAAGGGGGGAGGAUGAAGAUAUUGAGGGGGGGCUCCGAAAAUUUUUAGACACCCGAAGGGGGGGCUCUGAAAAAAUUGUUGCGCUAGGAGGGGGGGCUCCGAAAAUUUGUAUACUUCAAAACCAACACAUGACAUCAUCAUACAAAUCGGAUGGUUUUCAACUCAACAAUUUAAUGACCUGUGCAACUCAGCUAUAUCACGUGGUUUACAGAUAUAACAAAUGUAGUCUCAGUAAUUAUUACACUCUUGUUCAUCCCAAAAAUGCAGGGAUCUCAUCACAACUGUAUCUCAAGUUUGUCAUAGUAUAAACCAUUGAAGACAAUAACGGCAAAUAUAUUUAAUACAGUCUAGCGAUCUUUUUUCAGGGGAGCAAAGGAAUUGAAGGAGGAGGAGGGGGGGGCUCUGAAAUUUUUUCGACUACCAAGGAGGGGGCUCCUAAAAAAUUGAACCGCUAGCGAUGGGGGCUGCUAAAAUUUCAAGCUUCGAGUUUCAAUAUCUUCAUCCCCCCCCCUUGUAUCAAGCUGAAGGGUGAUGUUGAGUUCUUCAGCAUACUUAGCUGCUUCCUUUACUGGUGACCUGAUGCCAUGGCGUGUUCUUCAAAUUCUCUAACUGCUUCCACAGUCUGGUCCGGGUUCUGAUACAAUUUCAGUAGCGAUUUGAUUUUAGUGAUCUUGUACUCUUGUUCAACUGAUCGCAGGCCUCUACCCCCUUUCUCCCUCGGUAGAUAUAACAAAGAAGUCAGGCUAGCUGGGUGCUUUCCACCGUUCUCCACUAUGAUCUUCCGCGCUGCUCUUUCCACAUCUCUUAACUCUGAUAGAGGCCAAUGCUGUGUCCACAUUAGGUACCGCAGGACCGGGAGUGCAUACUGAUUAGAUGCCUACACACGGUUACAAUCAGACAAGGGGCUGGACCAUAUAAUAGAUAUCCUGCGUAGAUACUCUUUACCCGCGCAAGCUAGGGCCAGCCGUUCAUCCUGUCGAACGUUCUCAAGCACCCCCAGGAAUUUGUAGUGUUUUCCUUCCCCAAGAGCCGUGAUGGUAGUUGUCUCGUCCAUCCUCAUACCAGACUCGUCUAGCACUUGGGCUCCCCUCUUCACGUGUACCACUGAGCACUUUUUCUGAUUCCAGUGGAGGCCGAUGUCCUGCAUCGCUCCUCUAGUCUCUUUCAGCACUCGAUUCAGCUUGCUCUCGGAGGCAGCAAAAACCUUGAGGUCGUCAAUAUACAGGAGAUCGGUGACUUUGACUCCUAUAGGCUUGGAUAACCGGUAUCCCUCUGUUGCCCGCAGGCGCCCCGCUACAGAGUUAUUAUUAUUAUUAUUAUUUUUUUUUUUUUUUUAUUAACUUUUUGAUGCUUUUUAUAAUUGUUAUUAGUAGUCUUUGGAUAGUCAUUUUACGACAAUUCUCUUUCGUACACAAGAAGAAUGUACAUAUAUAGGGUAUAUAUUUUAAUAUUUCAUAUUCUUGAAUCUGUAAAUAGUCUAUUUUUUUAAAUCUAUGAAUAAAGUUUUGAAAUUUAAAAAAAAAUUAUUAUUAUUAUUAUUAUUAUAUUAUUAUUAAUAAACUCAUCCAUAUUAUUAGAAUCAGUGCGUUGACAUUUAUGGUAUCCACUGGGACUUUUGACUUGAUUUUUUUAUAACUCUAUGUGAUUUCUUGGAAUUUUGACUUGGGAAGGGGUUUUGCUGGAGUUUUGUUUUGAUAUUGAUGUUUUCUUUUUAUGAAUAUUUUACUGAUGUUUUGUGGGCAGCUUUUUUUUAAAAUUUUAAUAAAGUAUAUUGAUUAUUAUUAUUAUUAUUAUUGUUGUUGUUGUUGUUGUUGUUGUUAUAGUACAGUUUUUCAGGGGCAGCAUUUUCAUAUGCCACCAGUCAGCCCUUCAAAAUAAUUUGGGGCUGUCGAAAACUUGAAAUCAUGUGGAAUCAUCAUAGAUAGUAUGACUACUAUUGGUUGGUAGGGUGGGCUUACAAAGGGGUAGGGAAACUGUUAUUUAAUUCAUUAAUGAUAGUCAAUUCAAUAAAUGCUAGUAUGAUAUGCUCCACAUUUAUGUUUCAUUGUUUUUCUAAAUUAUAGUACCUUGCUGCAAAGGAUGCUAAAGUGUUGUGUAUUUUAGGGUCUGGGGCCCAGGCAAGAAGUCAUGCCCAGGCCCUUAAGCUUGUCAGACCUUUCUCUGAGGUAUGCUAUUAAAGUUGACACUCUCUCUGAAUAGCGAGGCUGGACACAUUUUAGGUUGAAAACAUAGAGGAUUAUUAUAUGGCUGCAUGGGGAUUUGAAAUUUCUCUUUGAGUUUUGAAAAAUAUUUCACUUGUUCGCUGCCCUCACCAGUGGACUAUCAUUGAAUACAAGUAGAGAAAUUUUGUAUGUCCAAGUGGCCAUGUAAUGUUCUAUUUGUAUUAUCUAAAGACCAACGAAAAUAUCAAAUCAUUUCAGUAAUUAAUAAUAUUGAUAUUUUCUUCUACCAGCAUGUCAAUCGUUGUUGUAAAAAGUGAAAAAAAAUAUUAUACUAUUUUAGUUAAAUAUGGUUAUUCCAGACAAGAUGUUAUUUUGCUCAUAGAUAAAAUAUUAUCAAAGUUUUAGCAAAGCCAAGUAAAAUAAGCCAUAUAUGCUUUGGCCAGUAGAAAAUCAGUCCUCUAUGGUCUCUCUGUAAAAAGCCAUGACUGAAUUAGGCUUUUAAGAUUGCCAUUGACUUCAUAUUCUUUCAAGGUUAGAGUAUGGAGUAGAACAUUUGCCAAUGCACAAAAGUUUGCAAAUGAAAUUGGUGCAAAAGCUUGUUCAACAGUGGAGGAGGCAGCAUCAUGUGCUGAUGUCAUUGUGACUGCUACCAUGGCAACCACUCCCAUUCUGUGUGGAAAAUGGGUCAAACCUGGGGCUUUGAUUAACGGUGAGCCUAUUUUGUCAUUCAUCACCAUCUUGUUCUUAAUACUAUGUUUUUCACGCUCAGCUGAUCUUGCAAAAGAGGCAAGAAAUGAUUGAAGUUCUCUCACAGUGAAUGGAACCUGGGAACGAGUUACAUUUUAAGGUGUCAAUUUUCGUGCUUAUCAGGUGGUCGAGUUUUUGUUUCUUGUCGUACAGUGCAACAGCUUUUCUCACCUUCUUGCCCUUUGACAGUUCAAAAAAAAGUUUGUGUUAGUAUCAGGUAGGUUCAGAAUGGUUUUCUUUUUCUUUCUUUUUUUUUUUUUCCUUCAUCUUUCGAAAACAUUUUGUGAUGGUUGUGAUUAAAGUACACGUUGCAUUGUCGUGUGGCCGACAAAUGGCGUUCAGUGUGUGAGAACAAAAUAAUAAUUUUAGAUCACUUGAGAAGGUUUUGAGGGAUUGAUCUCUCUUUAAAUGCUCUUGCAUCGUAUUCGCUAAGGAGUUUAAGACAUGAAAGGUAGCUUAACUGGGCGUAGUUAUUUCAUGCUUUAGAAAAAACGUCUUGUCAUGCAUCUUAAAGGCCUGUUUCCAUGGGUGAUUUUUAGCGCAACUUUUACUCCAGUUUUUACACCAUCUUGAGUGUUAUUUCUUAAACUAUCGGCAAUCGUUUUUUCUUCAUCUUGGCGAUUUGUUCUUGCGAGAUCACCGUUCAGUGUUACCAACCUUCUCAAAUUGUGAUGAGUAGCCAAAAAAUCCUACCUUGGAUCUUGUCGCAGAUAAGUGUUUCAGUCCAUCAGACUUACUUUAGUGUAACCCCAGCCUGCCUCGCAGACGGAAUCUAACUCCGGUAAGUAACGUCUGCCAAGCAGCGCAGAUAUCAUUGUUCUGGGCCCCCAACAGACUCAACGAAUUACCGGAAAUGCGUUUCGAAUUUCCUUUAAGCUGAUUGGCAAAUUGACAGUGGUUUUUUAACAGACCAAUCACAGUGCUCAAAUCCUGGUACACAGGUGGGGAACCAACACAAGGGUUUCGGCGCUUUUUCGCAGACGGGCUUAACAGAAGUUAAUUUCCGUCUGUGGCGCAGGCUAUGUAACCCUUACAUAUUAGAGAUUGCAAAAAUGGCAAUGUAAUUGCCAGGAAAUCGCCAGCAAUCCUCUCUCUUGCUCAGCCCACGGAGAAAAAGGGGAGAGAAUAAUUGCCGCGAUCGCCGUUAAAGAGAUACUUUUUUGUUUAACCGCGUGUGAACGGGCUUGCUGGGAUUCAACUAUUAAACAAAUUUUAAAGCCCUGCUAAUAAGGAGAAAACGUGUCCCGAGUAAAAGGGUGACUCGGCGCCCCAAUUAUCCCUUUCGUAAACGGUCGCUGCCAUUUUUAAGACACUAGGAAAAUUUUGACCGGUUAUUGAGAUUGUUUCUAUUAAAGGGAAAGAAAAUACGACCCACCCUGGGUUGUACCCGGACGUUUCGUGUCCUUAUCUCUCUCCCUUACUACCACGCCGACCCACCAAAAUUCCGAAGAAUUUAAGUACAUACACAAGCAAACUGUUUUGAUUUCAUCAAUAAUAGGCGACCCUAGCCCUGUCCAUAACUUUUAACGGAAAUUCAAUUUGGGCUUCACGUCGCUCUUUCUAAGACUAUUAAAAAACGUAUUAUUUGGCCCAUUGUAAUUUAACCCUGGGAAUAUACUACACCUAUCAUCACUAAAUGCUUGGUUAUCAAUCCUGGUAUCGACCGUUUACGAUCGAGGGAAAUAGGCAUCGUCGCCCACCCAAGCUACUUUGGGUAAGGCAACGUUUGCUUGGCGAACCGUUUACAGGUGAAACAAAAGGUUGGCUCGGCUAGAAAGGUAAACCCCUAGCCGGGUCACCCUUUUCGAAGGUAGGGUUACCCCUUUAGCCGGGCAAAGUUUUCUCCAUAACUAUAAACACUUUGGCUCGCGUAACUGGGUCAAAUCGGUCAAGGAGAGACAUAAGAGCAUACGCGAGAACGCUUGCUUAAGUUAUUGUUUAAAGUUAUUGUGAGCUUAUGCAACAGGGAGGGGGAGGAAAGAUGACGGUAAACCUUUUUUUUUAGUGAUUAUCUUAUUAAGAAUGCAAUUGACCUUGAAAAUAGUUUCUUCUUUUUUUAUUCGAAAUGAAUUGUUUUAAUUGAAAUGAAAUGUUCUUAAUUUGAAUAAUUUUUAUUUAAUGAAAUGAAUUUUUUUUCUAAUCAAAACGAAAGGAAUUGUAAAUAGUGUUUUGACGAAACAGUUUUUUUAAAGUGAAUCAGCCGUAAAUAGGCUUUUAAUAGUUAGUAUGUUAUAAAUAAAAUGUGAUGCAAACCUUGUGUGACAAGGGCGACAAUAAUUUAAUUUGAGAAAACCUCUUCGCCAAGCUUAACCCUUCCUUAAACAGAUCUUUUUGUCAAAGACCAAAAAACACCAAUUUAAGUGAAGAUCACGAAAGAACACGUAAAGGCCUACGUAAGUAGUAGCCCUGUAACGUUUGUCACAUACGAAUGUUUUGCCGUCCUCUUCUUUCUGCCGUCCUGUUGCGUAAACUCACUAUUAACGGGGUUGGGAAGGUGACCCUUUUUCCCAGAACAACUUCUCUCCAUAAAAACGUGGCCGUAGUGACUGCAUGCAAGAUUGCACCAUUUCCUUACACUUUGAUGUUGCAGCUGUUGGUGCACCUCGUCCAACAUGGAGAGAGCUUGAUGAUGAGCUUAUGCAUAAUAGUUUUAUUGUAGCAGACAGCAUUGAAGCAGCGCUAAAAGAAGCUGGGGAUGUGAUUCUCUCUAAGGUCAGUGGUAAAGAAGUCUCUAAUAAAAUACUGGAGGUAAACGGCUUUUUAAACGUGAAUUGACGCCGCUUAGAACUUUAUUACGAUUAUUGCAUUUCGUUCAAUUUGCCGCAAAUGCAGGCGAAUUUUUGUCGAGUUGAAUUCUUAACAACCGUAUCCAAUUGCAGAAAACGAAAAACAAAACCGUCGUUUCGUGUUUACGUUCUCCAUAAAAAAGUGAAAUUACGCAAUUUUACGCCGUAGUCGUGCAGUGACGGCAACGAAAAGUAACAACAAGUGUGUUGCAUUAGCCCGGAGCAAACUCUCUAGGGGACGGCUCUGGGGAGGGCCAGAGAGCUUGAGCUCCCCCGCCCCCAGAGCCCCAGAGAGAGCUUGUUUGUAACCUUGUGAUGCCCCCCGUGUGCCCUCGUGGUUGAGUUCUGAUAGAGAGCCCAGAGAUGAAUAGACUCACAGUACUUGCAUCUAACAAUUGCAUGAAAAAGAUUCAGGCUUGGCUCUCAGCUUUUUUGCCGUUCAUGCCAAACUCUCACGUCUUUGCUGCCGACUCUUCAACAAGAACGCCUGCCAGCAGGCUGCUUUCGUCAUUUCCAAAAAUUGAAAUUUAGGAAAGAGUGCAAGUUAUUUCAAGCUCAGGAAACGCUGAAAAGUAGCCUUAGUAGGUCGUGGUUUUGUUUGUUAGCACGCAAAUGAGGGGCAAAGCUUCUUGCUCGUUUCUGCUCUCGUCGCCAACUUAACCGCUAGCUAUGACACAGGCUACUGAAAGGCAAAUAAUAACACAGAAAGUACAAGGAGGGCUAACUCUAACAUAAAAGCUUUGCAGGUAUUUUUGGUUGCUUUUCUUCCAUUUAGCAAAUUUGUGGCGCUGAUGAUUAGUAUACAUGAUCAUCAUCAUUAUUGUUUAAGCUAUUUUUGAUCAUGUAAUGAUCAGAUGCCAGAAUCGUUAUAUAUAAUAAUCUUUUUUUUUUCUUCGUAUUUUAAAGUCGUCUGUGUCAGGAGAAAUUGGUGAUGUGAUAUCAGGAAAGCUGUCUGUUCCUGAAGAAAAAACAAAGAUUUUUAAGUCGUUAGGUAAGUGAAACUAAGUGGAACUGCAAUCCGCUGUGUUUACAUUGAGGGCCGAUAGUCUCAAUGUCUGCUUAUUCGUGUAGAUUCUUCAUUAAUUUAAAGUGAUCAGUCUUCAACCUUUGCUCUUGCAGGUAUGGCAGUUGAAGACGUCGUAACUUCUAAGUUAAUUCUCAGCAAACUUGAAGAAACUAAAGCGCCCAAACCAGGACUUUAG
Porites lobata is the source of this 9971-nucleotide messenger RNA. The record is from the annotation of a GenBank genome assembly. Lineage: Eukaryota; Metazoa; Cnidaria; Anthozoa; Scleractinia; Poritidae.